Fulmarus glacialis (Northern fulmar) is the source of this 3057-nucleotide messenger RNA. It is a transcript of the gene POLR1B, whose product is annotated as polymerase (RNA) I polypeptide B, 128kDa. Gene Ontology annotation, biological process: DNA-templated transcription. Gene Ontology annotation, molecular function: ribonucleoside binding; DNA binding; DNA-directed RNA polymerase activity. The record is from RefSeq and is a predicted model, not a curated record. Gene Ontology annotation, cellular component: nucleus; RNA polymerase I complex. The transcript is spliced from 13 exons. Bases 22 to 3057 code for a protein of 1011 amino acids. NCBI's taxonomy places the organism in Eukaryota, Metazoa, Chordata, Aves, Procellariiformes, Procellariidae.
AUCAGCUGGUCAGUGAAUGGCAUGCCACAAGGGACUAUUAAACAGCCCCUGGGGUAUAUUCCGAUCAUGGUGAAGUCCAAGCUGUGCAACCUCUAUAAUCUUUCUCCACAAGAGCUCAUACAGCACCAUGAGGAGGAAGAGGAAAUGGGAGGAUACUUUAUAAUUAAUGGCUUAGAAAAAGUUAUUAGGAUGCUGAUUAUGCCCAGGCGAAAUUUCCCUCUUGCAAUGACGAGACACAAAUGGAAAAACAGAGGCCCUGGUUUCACAGAGUACGGAGUAGUGAUGCACUGUGUGAAGGAUGAGCACACUGCAAUAAAUAUGAACCUCCACUACUUGGAAAAUGGUUGUGUCAUGGUGAAUUUCAUUUUUCAGAAAGAGUUGUUCUUCCUUCCUUUGGGAUUUGCUCUGAAGGCAUUAGUUAAUUUCCCAGACUACCAGAUUUUUGAAGAGUUGAUCAAAGACAAGGAAGGUGACACCUUUUAUGUGAACUGCGUUACUGAGAUGAUGAGAGCGGUAGUGGACGCAGGCUGUUUGACACAGCACAAUGUCCUCGAAUACCUGGGAAAAAGCUUCAGAAUAAAACUUAACCUUCCUGAGUGGUACAGCAAUGAACAGGCUGCAGAUUUCAUUUUGAACAAGUGUAUCUGCAUACACCUGACAAACAGAACUGAAAAAUUCUACCUGCUCUGUAUGAUGACCCGGAAGCUGUAUGCUUUUGCCAAGGGGGAGUGCAUGGAGGAUAAUCCAGACAGUCUGAUGAAUCAAGAAGUGCUUACCCCAGGACAGCUUUUCCUUAUGUUCUUAAAGGAGAGGCUUGAAAGCUGGUUGCAAUCUGUUAAGUUUGUUUUGGAGAAAAGAACAGAAAAGGCAGAUAUCAGCAUAAAUGCAGACAGCUUGGUGAAGGCAUUCAGCCUGGCAACAGACUUUACCAAGCCAUUUGAAUAUCUUCUUGCAACUGGUAACCUGCGAUCUAAAACCGGCCUGGGCAUGUUACAGGACAGCGGUCUGUGUGUGGUGGGAGACAAGCUGAAUUUCAUUCGCUACCUUUCUCACUUCCGCUGCAUACACAGAGGGGCAGCAUUUUCCCAGAUGAGAACUACAACUGUCCGCAAGCUGCUGCCCGAAUCCUGGGGGUUCCUGUGCCCUGUGGACACCCCAGAUGGAGAACCCUGUGGUCUGAUGAACCACAUGACAGCUGUGUGUGAAAUAGUGACGGAGAUGGUGCCCGUGACAGACAUUCCAGCUUUGUUAUGUUCCCUAGGUGUCACCCCCAUUGAUGCGACUCCAAGCAAGCCUUAUGCAGAGUGUUACAGAGUUGUGUUGGACGGCUCUGUGGUGGGCUGGGUAGAGUGGGAGCUGGCUCCUGAGAUUGCAGAAACCCUCCGCCGUUUCAAGAUGACACAAGAGAAGAAAUUUCCUGCACGGGCAGAAGUGGUCCUUAUCCCAAUGACAGGAAAACCCAGUCUGUAUCCUGGGUUGUUCAUUUUUACUACCCCUUGCCGGAUGGUGCGGCCUGUCAGAAACCUGUUCUAUGGAAGGAAUGAAUGGAUUGGUACUCUGGAACAGAUCUUCAUGAACGUGGCCUCGCUGGAGUCGGAAGUGGUGCCCGGAAACACCACUCACCAGGAGCUCUUCCCUCACAGCAUUCUGAGCGUGGUGGCCAACCUCAUCCCCUUCUCCGACCACAACCAAAGUCCACGAAACAUGUACCAGUGCCAGAUGGGAAAGCAAACCAUGGGGUUUCCAGUUUAUAACUACAAGGACCGCUCAGAUAACAAGCUGUACCACCUUCACACUCCCCAGAGUCCUCUGGUGCGGCCCAGCAUGUAUGACUAUUACGGUAUGGACAGCUAUCCAGUCGGUACCAAUUCAAUUGUGGCUGUCAUCUCCUACAGCGGCUAUGACAUGGAAGAUGCAAUGAUUGUGAACAAAUCUUCCUGGCAGAGAGGGUUUGCCUAUGGAAGCGUUAUCAAGAUGGAGAGCAUUGACCUUUCCCUUAAAGCCAGCAGGGCAGGCGAUAAUUUAGUAUUUGGCAUCAGGCCUGGUGAUCCGAACCUUACGGAGAAGUUGGAUGCUGACGGACUGCCUUUUGUUGGCUCUAUCCUGCAGCCUGGGGACCCCUUCUACAGCUUCAUGAACCUCAACACAGGGGAGACCUUCACUGUGUACUAUCCGAAUAAGGAAGUCGGCGUUGUAGACAACGUAAGGUUAUGCAGUAAUGACCGUGGCACUGGGAAAUUCAAGAAGGCUUGCAUAACUGUGAGGGUUCCCCGAAAUCCAACUGUCGGAGACAAAUUUGCCAGCCGUCAUGGACAGAAAGGUAUCCUGAGCCAGCUCUGGCCAGUUGAGGAUAUGCCGUUCACAGAGAACGGGAUGGUUCCAGACAUCCUCUUCAACCCUCACGGCUUUCCCUCCCGUAUGACCAUUGGGAUGUUAAUCGAGAGCAUGGCAGGGAAGUCGGCAGCACUGCACGGUGUCUCCUACGACGCCACUCCUUUCACCUUCACAGAGAAGAACUCCGCUUUGAAAUACUUUGGUGAGACUUUAGUGAGCGCAGGUUAUAACUUCUUUGGGACGGAAAAGAUGUACAGUGGCAUCAGUGGCCUGGAGCUGGAGGCGGAGAUCUUUGUGGGAGUGGUGUACUAUCAGCGCCUGCGCCACAUGGUCUCAGACAAAUUCCAGGUGAGGACAACGGGGCCCCGAGAUGCUGUCACCAACCAGCCCGUGAAGGGGAGGAACGUGGAAGGUGGGAUUCGCUUUGGCGAGAUGGAGCGUGACGCUUUGCUGGCUCAUGGCACUUCUUUCUUGCUGCAAGACCGCCUGUUCAACUGCUCUGAUGGCUCCAUAGCCUAUGUCUGCAUGAGCUGCGGCAGCAUGACAUCUCCUGUGCUGGAGAAACCACCACACUCCUCCUCUGUGACAAGCAACAGGAGGUACUCCUGCUCUGUCUGCAGUGAGGUGGACACGAUAGAGAUUGUCCCUGUGCCCCAUGUCUUCCGUUACUUUGUGGCAGAGCUGGCAGCCAUGAACAUAAAAACAAAGCUCAACGUGGAGUAG